GAUGAUUAAAUUUGUUGCCAGAAAAAUCGAGAGAUCUUCUUCUUUAAAAAGAGAUGAACAAAAAAUUGAAGAGGAAUUAUAAUUUGAAUAUCCUGUUACUAUUCAAAAGCCAUUAACUAUAUCUGAUUAAGAAUACAAUGAUGAUUAUUAAUUAUUGAAAUAAAAUCCUCCAGGAGUGAGUUUAAAAUUAAACAUUGGUACACCUAAAAUUGAAACACCAUCAAAGUUACCAUAUGUGUUAGAUGAUAGUCUAUAAAGGUAAUCAUAAUUUUAUAUAUUUUAAGAUAAAAAGGAAGAAUGAAAUUCUAUGAUGAUACAAAGAAAUAUGGAUUUUUAGUACUUGAUGAAGAUGGAACAGAUGUAUUUGUACAUUAUGAUGAUCUUUAAGCAGCAGGAAUUACAUUAGAAAAAAUGAAGCUAUAUAAAAUUGUUCAUUAGUAUUCAUUAUUCUUAAGAUUAGGAAUAAUCCUUAAUAUGUGAAAUUUACAAAAAAUGGAGGUCCUUACUUUGAAUUUACUUUAAUGAAUUAUAUGGGAAAAUAUAAUAAGAGUAGAAAAGCCAUAGAUCUAUAAUUAUUGAAUUAAACUUGA
Paramecium pentaurelia is the source of this 590-nucleotide messenger RNA. NCBI's taxonomy places the organism in Eukaryota, Ciliophora, Oligohymenophorea, Peniculida, Parameciidae. The record is from the annotation of a GenBank genome assembly.